Lycium ferocissimum is the source of this 3803-nucleotide messenger RNA. RefSeq names its product disease resistance protein RPV1-like. The coding region runs from base 80 to 3523 and encodes 1147 amino acids. Gene Ontology annotation, biological process: signal transduction; defense response. Lineage: Eukaryota; Viridiplantae; Streptophyta; Magnoliopsida; Solanales; Solanaceae. The transcript is spliced from 5 exons. Gene Ontology annotation, molecular function: ADP binding. The record is from RefSeq and is a predicted model, not a curated record.
AGGAAGAAGGAAAGAAGGGACAAAAGUAGCUGGUUAUGGAAAAAUUCUCUCUUGUAAUUUGCAUCUCCAACUUCCAUCCAUGGCUGUUGACCAAUCAUCUAAUUCUCAGCCUUCACUUCCAGUUCGUCCUUGGAAAUAUGACGUCUUCUUGAGUUGUACAAGUAAUGAUACUUCAAAAGCCUUUGUAGAUCAUCUUUACUCAACACUUUUCCAUGUUGGGAUCAACACAUUCAGAGGUGGUGAUGAGCAGCUCUCUGAAGUCGCGAUUAAUGCAAUUGAAGGAUCAAUCAUUUUUAUUAGUAUUCUCUCAAAAAACUAUGCCUCAUCUACAAGGUGUCUUAAUGAGCUUUUGCAUAUCCUUGAACUCAAGAACAAUUCCAAACGGUUAGUUCUUCCAAUAUUCUAUGAUGUUGACCCUUCUGAUGUGCGCAAGCAAAGUGGAAUCUUUGCUGAAGCCUUUGCAAGACACGAAACAUGUUCCCAAGAGGAAAACAAAAUUCUACUCUGGAAAGCUGCACUCAGUAAAGUUGGUAAUUUAUCAGGAUGGGAUCUUCGGCAUGUUGCUCAAGGGUUUGAAUCAAAAUUUAUCCAUAUAAUUAUUAAGGAAGUCUUACAUGAAGUCAAAUCUCGAAUACCACUCGAUAUUACCGAGCAUCCUGUGGCACUUUUCCCCCGUGUUAACCAAAUAGAGAAGUUAUUGUUCAAAGAAGGUUGUGAUGAUAUUCGAAUUAUUGGGAUUCAUGGCAUGGGUGGAAUCGGCAAAACAACUCUUGCAAAAGCUGUGUUCAACCAAGUUCUUCAGCAUUUUGAAGCAAGUUGUUUUCUUGAAAAUGUGAAAAUAGAGGCUUCUGAAAGCCAAAAUGGAUUAGUUCAUUUACAAGAGGAACUUCUUGAAAAAGUUCUUAGGAAAAAAAUCAAAGUGUACAGUGUUGAUGAGGGCAUUACAUUGAUCAAAGAAAGGCUUUGGCAGAAAAAGGUUUUCAUCGUCCUUGAUGAUUUGGACGAUCAAUGCCAGUUAAAUGCAUUGCUUGGAGAACGUGAUUGGCUUCGCCGGGGUAGUAGAGUUAUCAUAACAACUCGAGACAAGCAUUUGCUCAAAGAACUACAAAUGAAUGAGCAAUACGAAGCAAUGAAAUUGGAUCACAAAAGCUCUUUACAGCUCUUCACAUUCCAUGCUUCCAGAAAGGCAAUACCCCCUGAAGACUGUACUGAGCUUUUGAAAGGCAUUGUAACUUACUGUGGAGGAGUUCCACUAGCUCUUAAGGUUUUGGGCGAUUAUUUGUCUGAUAAAGAGAUCACAGAAUGGAAAAGUGCCUUGGAGAAAUUAAAGACAAUUCCUUCUAACGAUCUCCAUACAAAACUCAGAAUAAGCUUUGAUGGACUUCCGGAUGAUUUUACUAAGGCUGUUUUCCUUGACAUUGCUUGUUUCUUCUUCAAAAUCCAGAAGAGUGAGCUCGUACGUAUAUUCAAAGCUUGUGGUUUCUACCCUGAGGUUGAAAUUUGCGAAUUGAUUGACAAAUCGUUGUUAACAAUUGAUGAAAAUAAGCAUCUGAACAUGCACAAUGUGAUCCGGGAUAUGGGACAAGAAAUUGUUCAUAGGGAAUCACCCGAUAACCCAGGCAAGCGUAGCAGAUUAUGGCACCCUAACGACAUUUUUGAUGUGCUCACUGGAGAGAAGGGUACAAGAGCCGUUGAAGCGAUAGUCCUUGAAUCUCCAGUUUUGAAGGAUGUUCCGUUGACUACUAAAACAUUUGAAAAGAUGGAAAAGCUAAGACUCCUACAAAUCAAUCAUGUGCAGCUGUAUGGAAGUUUCCAGUAUCUACCACAGUCUUUAAAAUGUUUGCGUUGGUACUACUGUCCUUUGAAAUGCUUGCCAUCUGAUUUUUGUCUGGAGAAUCUUGUUAUUCUCGAUAUGAGUUUUAGCAAAUUCAAUGAAUGCCAAGCGCCUUUAAAGUAUUUUAAGUCUUUGAAGAGAUUGAUAUUCUACAGUUGUGAGGACCUCAAGAAAUCCCCGGAGUUGGUUGGUUUGGAUAGUCUUGAGGAGUUAUCAUUUGGUUACUGCUCAAAUUUAAUGGAGCUGGACUCAACAAUUGGAGACUUGAAGAGACUUCGUAGUUUAGACGUGUCUGAUUGCAAGAAACUACUGAAACUCCCAAGAAGAAUCUGUGAGUUAAAAUCACUUGAAAUGUUAUAUCUCAAUCGCUGCUCAAAACUGGAAGAAUUGCCUGAUGAUUUGGGAAAGUUGGAAGGUCUAAAACAAUUGAAUGCAGUUGCAACAGCUAUCAAAAGAGUACCUGGUUCUGUUGAACAUCUAAAGAACUUGGAGAGGCUACUGCUAUCACAUGACUUCCUAUUUAAAAGACAAUUUAAAUUUUCUGACAUAUUUCGAACUUGGUUCCAGCCAGAAAGAAGCCUUAGUCAAGGGGGGUAUUUACCUUCGUCAAUUUCAAGUUUAAGUGCUUUAAAAGUUCUACAAAUUGAGAACUGCAAUAUGUCUGAAGAUGAUAUUCCUUUGUCUCUUGCGAGUUUAUCUUCUUUACAGAGUCUAUGUUUUAGCAAUAAUAAGUUUCAUUCCAUACCUUUCGACCUUUGUGACCUUUCUAGUCUCAAGUAUCUCAAUUUAAGUGAAUGUCCAAAUCUUAAAAGCAUCCCUGAAGUUCCUCUCACUCUACAGAAACUCGUUGCUUAUAAGUGCAAGUCAUUAGAAAGACUUCCCAAUCUGUCCCAAUUGAAAAGGUUGGAGGAAUUGGAAUUGGGUCGUUGUGAAAUGUUGACGGAGAUUCAAGGCUUGGAGAAUCUUGAUUCUAUUAGACGAGUAUACUUAUGGAGCUGCAAGACUUUUGGAAGAACACUAGAUGUAUCCAACUUGAGUCAAUUGAAGAACUUGGAUCUUAGUCACUGUGAAAGAUUGAUUGAGAUUCGAGGCUUGGAGAACAUUCAUUCCAUUCGCUACAUCAACCUAUUCAAUUGCAAAGCUCUUGGAAAUCCUUUCACUGAAGACUUCUUCAGAGCCCAUUAUGUACAUGGCAGUGAGCUCCAACUAGGGCUUUGCAAUAGCAAGGUUCCAGACUGGUUUAGCUACCAAGUAGAUGGAUGUUCAAUGUGCUUCAAUAUGCCACAACAGGUUGAGAGUACAUUCUUAGGCAUGUUCCUUUGGAUUGUUUAUGGUACCGUGGAUGAAACUAAGAAUGUUUAUCCUAAAGCCACCAUAGUCGAUCUAACAAAUGGCGUUGAGUUUAACCAUCGUCUGUGGACAACCAUAUCCUUUGCAGAAAAUUCGUCCAUCCAUUACAUACCACCAGAUUACUUCAAAUGCCCGGUUAAAGGCGGAGAAAAGAUGAGCAUUCAUAUUGAAUGCUAUGACUUUCCAACUGAAGAUUUUGUGAAGAAAUGUGGAGUUCAUCUAUUGUAUAAAGACAAGAAUGGCCAGGUUCAUUCUGUGCCUGUGAGUUCUUCUCCUUGUUUUGACAGUGGAAAUGAAGUGACAAACAACCAUUCUUGUAGAGGUAAGAGUGGAAUCUGAUUCAGCACAGCUAGGAUUGAGAAGACAAUCAUUUUGUUCUAAGCAAUUUCAGGCUAGUUUUCUGCAUGCUUUGUCCUGCUUUCAAAGAUCGUUGCAUCCUGUCAACUGAAUUGCUGAUUGGUUCUGUCAUUUACUGUUGCAUCCCUUGCUUACUCAAGAUUAAGAAUUAUACAUAAAGUAAGGUCAACAGGUUGAACUCUCUGUUAAUGUAUUAUGCAGUUCAUGUCUAAUGUAGUUAAACAUAUGGAGUAGAGUCCUACUACUAAAGGCAGUACUAUCU